AUGCCAACUCCGAGUAACAACCCAGCGAGUUCGAUCGCCGAGGUGAUAUCCACCCGCAGCUGUCCCCCGGAAACUGGACUAUCAGCCAGAAUAGGAUCACCAGACAAUAUCGAAUUGAACGGAAAUGGCUCAGAUGAUGUUCUUACACCCGCUAGCGCUAUAGCGCCCACCGUGAUGAGCCGCUCCGAAGAUGGGACCGCUCUCUUGGUAAAUUAUCCACCAAAGGUGGAAGGGCAUAUCGCUAGAGUGGACGAUGAUGCCGGCCCAGCAAGGUCCGGUUCACCAACAGACUCAUGCGUCCGCAGCGAGUCCCCUGUUAUGCCGCUCAAACCAUCGCUGCUGCGAUAUGAAUUUUCUAACGUUCGGCUUCUGCCCAACCACACUUCCUCUUUUCUUCGCUCUGGUAGUAAAUUCACCGGUACACAGCAGUCAGACUCACAAAUGUAUAAUGUUGACGUCGAGAUCAAGCAAGUGGACAUGGCCGAGUCCUACCUUUGCGGAUAUCUGCGUAUCCAAGGCCUCACACCAGACCAUCCCACUUUGACCACCUUCUUCGAAGGAGAGAUCAUUGGUACCAAGCACACGUUUAUAACCCGUAAUGAAGAAUGGGGUGCCAACGAAAGGACUGACAUGCACCACUGGUCUCGGUUUCCGGCUUGGAAACCGCUUGCUAAGCAAGCCAAACGAGCUGACUUUACAUACCGCAACUUUGCCCAGCGUGAGCAUAUAUUUAUGAGAUGGAAAGAAUACUUCCUCGUUCCUGAUCACCGCGUGCGGACGAUCUCGGGAGCCAGCUUUGAAGGCUUCUACUAUAUCUGCUUUAACCAGAUUGAGGGCUCUGUGAGCGGUGUAUAUUUCCAUGCAAAGAGCGAGCGCAGUUUUCAACAGCUUGAGCUGAAGCAUGUGGAGGAUCGUGGAUGCGCUCCAGCACUCGAAUAUCGUUAA
This is a messenger RNA of Penicillium taxi, 945 nucleotides long. RefSeq names its product GID4/VID24 family protein. The coding region runs from base 1 to 945 and encodes 314 amino acids. Lineage: Eukaryota; Fungi; Ascomycota; Eurotiomycetes; Eurotiales; Aspergillaceae. The record is from RefSeq and is a predicted model, not a curated record. Gene Ontology annotation, biological process: protein targeting to vacuole; negative regulation of gluconeogenesis; proteasome-mediated ubiquitin-dependent protein catabolic process. The transcript is spliced from 3 exons. Gene Ontology annotation, cellular component: GID complex; extrinsic component of membrane.